AUGACAAACAUACAUGAUAAUAAUCAAAGUGUCGACGACUCAAUCACCAAGGUCUUGGUUACUGGUGCUCCUGUAGUACCACUUUCGAUGACAUCAGAUGAAGCUAUCUCAAUUUUAGAUCAAGUUCUACAAGAAACAAUAAUUGAUCAAGAAGAACAAGACGAUGAUUAUUAUCCAAAUUCUAGCAUUUCUACUGCAGGAAUGAACAUGUCAUCUUCAAGUAAUCUACAAGCUUCUUCAAAACCAAAAGCAACAAAUGAACAGCUUCAACUAAAUGCAACAAAGAAUGGUCGUUCAAAAAAAAAUCAACAUCAACAACUACAGUUAUUGAAACGUACAUCGUCAAGCAUUACGAUUAAUCAAUCAGAGCCAUCAUUACAAGCUAUGAUCAAUUGUUUACAUACUUUAUUUGCAUCAGCACCAAAUCAAUCCGAAAAAAAAUCGGCCUAA
Messenger RNA from Rotaria sordida, 450 nucleotides. The record is from the annotation of a GenBank genome assembly. Lineage: Eukaryota; Metazoa; Rotifera; Eurotatoria; Philodinida; Philodinidae.